GCUUAUGCAUCUGGGUGUGACGUGGUGAUUCUCGGAAGUGAUUUUGAGAGGCUACAAGUGAUCCCUGGAGUUCAGCAUGGAAAUGUUCUGGUUGGCUGCGUGGACUGUUCUAUGCAACAGGGCAGGAUUGCGGCUUCCUAUGGCAAUGUGAUUUGCAUCUUUGAACCUGUGAAUCUGUUGAAACAAAAAAGCUCACAGUUACAAGGAAGUCGCACACAGUGGCAGAAGAGUGGCCACAUAGUAUUGGAUUCUGUUGCACAUAAUUUAACUUGGGACCCAGCAGGAACACGCCUACUAAUUGGAUCAAGCAGCCUACAGCUAUGGUCCAGUACUUCUUUGGAAAAGCUAUCCAAUGAGGACUGUCAGGAAAACACAGAUACAGACUUUGCAAACUGGAAAUGUGUCUGGCAGUGCAGAACAGCGUUUUCUGUACAUUUAAUGAAAUUUUCCCCAGAUGGAGAAUUUUUUGCUACUGCUGGAAAGGAUGACUGCCUGGUUAAGGUUUGGUACAAUACUGAAAGCUGG
Molecule: messenger RNA, 525 nt
Organism: Staurois parvus
Lineage: Eukaryota; Metazoa; Chordata; Amphibia; Anura; Ranidae
Source: the annotation of a GenBank genome assembly